AUGCCCAGUCCUUCCCAAGACAACCAACAGUGCCUCCAGAAACAUUUCUCCAGGCCAUCUAUGUGGAAGCAAUUUCUGCCCCUGCCUAGGGCUGAGGGAUAUAAUGCAAAUAUUCACCAGACCAUGGAAAAUGAAGGAAGCCCCGAGGCUGUGCGUGACGUCAAGCCCGUGGGAUCCGAGCGGACGGAGGUGCGGAAACGGCAGAUGCCCGCGGCCCAGGAGACCACCGGCCCCGCGCCGGGCCAGCACGGAGCGGGGAGCCGCGGCUCCAACGCCUGCUGCUUCUGCUGGUGCUGCUGCUGUAGCUGUUCCUGUCUUACUGUUAGAAACCAAGAAGAACAGAGACCCAGGAGGGCCUCCCAUGAGCUCAGACGAGAAGACCUUCCAACCUGUGAAGAAAGCCCAAGCCCCACUCUGGAAGAAGUCAGCGCCUGGGCUCAGUCGUUCGACAAGGUAAUGCUUACCCCGGCGGGAAGGAAUGCCUUCCGGGAGUUCCUCCGAACAGAAUUCAGUGAAGAAAAUAUGCUUUUCUGGAUGGCGUGUGAGGAGCUGAAAAAGGAAGCUAAUAAGACCGUUAUCGAAGAGAAAGCAAGGACAAUCUACGAAGACUACAUUUCCAUUCUUUCUCCGAAAGAGGUCAGCUUGGACUCCCGCGUAAGAGAAGUCAUCAACAGGAACAUGGGAGAGCCCUCCCAACACAUAUUCGAUGACGCCCAACUUCAGAUCUACACCUUAAUGCACAGAGACUCGUAUCCCCGGUUCAUGAACUCUGCCCUCUAUAAAGAUUUGCUUCAGUCCUUAUCGGAGAAAUCAGUCGAAGCAUAG
Puma concolor (puma) is the source of this 825-nucleotide messenger RNA. RefSeq names its product regulator of G protein signaling 20 (gene RGS20). The record is from RefSeq and is a predicted model, not a curated record. NCBI's taxonomy places the organism in Eukaryota, Metazoa, Chordata, Mammalia, Carnivora, Felidae.